UUUAGUUUUUAACUUUUUUACUACUUUUGCCGUUUAAUUAGAAAACGUGAGGUUGUGUGGAUUCUGUAAAAUUUUAAACAAAAAGCGUUUCACUGCCCAAAAUAAUGGCUGCUGGCCCGAUUUCUGAACGUAAUCAAGAUGCUACUGUAUACGUCGGAGGUUUAGACGAAAAAGUAGCAGAACCAUUGCUGUGGGAACUGUUUCUACAAGCAGGAGUGGUGGUUAGCACUCAUAUGCCAAAGGAUCGUAUAUCUGGCAGCCACCAGGGUUAUGGUUUCGUCGAAUUUCUUGCAGAAGAAGAUGCAGAUUAUGCGAUAAAGAUAUUAAAUAUGAUAAAACUUUAUGGGAAACCUAUACGAGUGAAUAAGGCAUCUUCACAUCAAAAGAACUUGGAUGUUGGCGCAAAUCUUUUUAUUGGAAACCUUGAUCCUGAAAUUGAUGAAAAACUUUUAUACGACACUUUCAGUGCAUUUGGUGUUAUACUUCAAACACCCAAGAUCAUGCGAGACCCAGACACAGGAAACUCAAAGGGUUAUGCGUUCAUAAACUUUGCGAGUUUUGAAGCUUCUGACGCUGCCAUGGAAGCAAUGAAUGGACAACAUCUCUGUAAUCGUCCCAUCAGUAUUUCAUACGCAUUUAAAAAGGAUUCAAAAGGAGAAAGGCAUGGUGGAGCAGCAGAGAGACUCCUAGCAGUGCAGAACCCACUGUCACAAGCUGACAGACCUCACACAAUGUUUGCUGAUGCUCCAAGUGAGAUGCCCACCCCGUUAGACCUCGCACACAUGGAUAUGGGAAUGCCUCCACCCCCCAUGUCUAUGCCAGGCAUGCCACCUAUUGGGCCACCUAUGUUACCCCCCAUGGGUAUGCCCCCUGGCCCCAUGCCGCCCCACCCACCCAUGGGACUUCCCCCAAUGCAUGGAGGGCCCCCUAUGCCCCCUUCGUCAAUGGACCAGUCUGGUGCUAUGAACAACCAAAUGAGUUGGGGCAACCCAGGCAUGGGUCCUCCUAAUAUGAUGCCCAACAAUGGACCCCCAAUGGGAAUGGGUGGUCCAAGAAUGGGUAACCAAUUCCAACCUCGAGGCCCCCCACCCCCUAUGGGGCCUCCGAUGGGCCCCCCGAUGCCAUGGGGCCCGCCCCAAAAUAUGUUCGACGGGGGUAUGCAUGGUCCCCCAAUGCGGGGUCCACCCCCGAAUAUGGGGGGUCCACCCAUGCAUAAUAUGAUGCAGAGAUGAGUUUUAGGCGUUCAUUGUUGAGGAACAACUUACAUUAUGACGUCAUAGUAACUCUGCUGAUCGUUUUACUUCAUUGGAAAAUUUCAGUUCGAAUGUUCGAGUAAAUUGUGAAUGUAAUGAUGAGAUAAUAAAAAAGACGAGCGACUCGA
Ciona intestinalis (vase tunicate) is the source of this 1381-nucleotide messenger RNA. NCBI's taxonomy places the organism in Eukaryota, Metazoa, Chordata, Ascidiacea, Phlebobranchia, Cionidae. The record is from RefSeq and is a predicted model, not a curated record.